CUCCCAUAGACUUCCAUAGGAAACAAUGGCGGCGCUUUUCCCCGGCUACUUCCACGUUAUGCUGAGCUCAAAAGUUCCUAACUUUGACAUUCACGGCUUUAGCCCCAUUCACUUCCAUUGCUUUCUGCCUGAUAUUGUCAGUGGUAAGUAGACAAAGACAUCACAGAAAGCUGUUAUCUAACUAUCUGGUGCAUCAGUGAACAGGGAAAUGGAAAUAAAAUGAGAGAUGUCAGUAUCGAGCUCCUCCCACCAUCAGACCCAUAGAUGCAAUGGCUGAGCAGGAGUCCAACUGAAGAGCGCUUAGAGACCUUAUUCUAACAUGGUGGAUGGACUGUUUCUAUUCAGCUUUAGCAUUAUUCUGGUGACAAGACAGGAACAGGGUAGCAGAAUGUCUCCUUCACCUUCAGAUCCACCCCACAUACCCUGCUCUAUCGGCCUCCUGGGCCUGUGUGUCUUCUUGGGUGUGCAUUCAACAUUAAGCAAAUUGGUGUUCUCAGCUGUGCCAGAGGACAGCAUUGGCGUGUUAAAUCAGCCACUGAUGCUGCACUGUGCGGCAUAUGAUUCAAGCCUGCAGAAAGUGCUGCCUGUUGCCUGGGAGAAGGACUUGCGUGGAACUCCAGUUGCUCUUGGUUCAAAGAUGCAUCAAAUGGCCAAUGGGUCUCUGCUCUUCAUCCAGCUUCAGGAAGAAGACCUGGGAACAUAUACAUGCAGUGCUAGCACAGGCUUCAGCAACAUCAGGACCACAGUCAGCAUCUAUAAAGCUGAUUUAGAAGAUGUUUUCUUCAGUCCACUCUCUCAGACGGCGCAGGAGGGUCAGCUGGUGUUUCUUCAGUGUGUGUCUGGAGACAGCUCACCUGCUGCUCACAUCACCUGGCUGAAGGAUGGAAAACCACUCAGCAGAGGAACUCAGAUUCAGGGUCAGUAUGGUGGUGGGAAUGACAAGAAGACCUCAGGGACACUCAAAAUAGAGCACGUCUCACAGGAAGACGAGGGGGUCUAUGUCUGUGUUACUCAUAAUCCUCUUUUAAAUAUCAGCAGAGAGAGCAACAUGGCAACUUUAACCUUGUCUGACUCUGAUAUUGAUUUGGAGAUUGUACGAGGCCCUGAAAACAUAACUGUAGCUACAGAGACAGAGGCAGCAUUUCACUGCUCUGUACGAGGAUUCCAUGAUCCCAUCGUGCACUGGUUUAAAGAUGGCAAGUCUUUGGGUAAUGAAUCUCGCCAAAGCCUUCAGCACCAUGGACAGCUCCUUAUUAUAAGGAAUGUGUUGGAGGAAGAUGAGGGAUUCUAUCAUUGUGAGGUAAAAAAUGAAAAUGACCUGGUGAUAUCCAAGCCAGCCUAUCUCCUUCCAGCAGUGAUGGAGUGGACCUUUCAGAGAGAGCCAGCCAAUGCUACAGUGAAGAGGGGAGGCGAGGCAACUCUGGUUUGCAGGCCACCGGCUAGCAGGCCUUCUGCUACAGUGAACUGGUUCAAAAACAACUGGUUACUCAGUCCUGCAUCACAUUUCAGUAUUGAGCCAAAUGGGGAUCUCUUCUUCCACAGCGUGAAGGAUUCAGACAGAGGGAUGUACUUCUGUAGAGCAACAAAUAGUUACCUCCCUAGAGAUGUCACAUCCAGAAAGGUUUAUCUCGAAGUGCUGGCUCCUCCAUCUGUGUCUGUCUGGCCAUCCAUGUUGACGGCCCCUAUUGGGGCAGAGGUGGUAAUAAGAUGCCGCGUGUCUGGGCAUCCUGCCCCACUCAUUGUGUGGUCCAAACAGGGGCAUUCGGUGAUGACAGGUGGGAAAAUCACUAUUGGAGUGAGAAAUGCUACUCUCUUCAUCUCCUCUGUGAGAAGGUAUGAUGAGGGCACAUACACAUGCAAGGCUUUUAACACCAUGGGUCAGGAUGAGAGAGUGGCUACUUUACGUGUUGCAGUGAGCCCAGUCAUCAUGUUAUUUCAGAAGUCAGUGAGCAGUGUGGUGGGUAGCACUGUGACCUUGCCAUGUCGAGCCAUAGGAGAUCUUCCCAUCACAUACACCUGGACCAGGGGUUAUCAGGGGUCCCUCUCUUCCUCACUACCAGGACACAUAGACAAUAAUGGCACAUUACACCUGUUAGACAUCCAGUGGGAUGCAGCAGGAGAGUAUCAUUGUAUCGCUGAGAACCUGGCAGGGCGAGAUCAGCUGAGCACCAUCCUUUCCAUUUCUGCAGUAGAGGAGAAUCCUCCAGAUGAAGACAUUGUGACAUUUACUUCACUCACAAAUAUAAGUCAACAGAAUACUACUAACCUGAACUUAUCAACUGAUUCAGACACAAGAAGUGAUCAACAGUAUGAUAAUUACAUAAGAAAAUCAGGCGCUCUCCUGAAAGACUCACCAAUCAAUUCUGAAACGGUUUCAACAUCUGAUAUUGUAACUUCAUUCACAUUAUUACCUAAUUCAGAAAGUUCAGGAUAUGAGAAACUUGAGCAUUACAUUGGGCAACCAAAAAGUGAUACGUCAAAGUUAUCCGAUUUUAGUGAUACGUCAAAGUUAUCCGAUUCUAUUUUUCAAAACACAGAUAGGAUAACUCCAUCUCCUCAGCCCCUAGAGCCCAACCUAAUACAUACACAGACACAGCCACCAACACUUCAUGUGACGGUAUCCAUAUCAAGUGAUCAGCUCACACAUUUGCCUACAAUCACCCCACACAACACUGGAGCCCAAGUUUCAAACAAUUACUUGAAUACUAAGCCUUCUUUCCUAAACACCCAGACACCAAGCUUGUGCUUGCUUCCGGUUGAGUCGCCAACCCAGACUCUUUCUCAGAUAACAAAUCCAUCUACAGAAUUUCCACCAGCUCCACCUUCACACCCCCUUCUAGAAAAACAUGACAUCCCCAUUGUAGUUGGAGUUGGGGUCUCCCUUGCUUUUAUAUUCAUUACUAUGGCAUUCUACUCUUUGGUGCAGAAGAAUGAUUCUACUGCCCCUACAAGCCGAGGAGGUUGGAAAGACUUCUUUCACUGUGUCCAUUUUUGCAGAGCUCAGAGGAAUUUUGGAGUCCCUCCCAGACACGGAGAACGUUUGGUUACAGGAAGGACCUAUGACAACAGGGCUUUUGAAGAUGAUAACCUUGUGGCUGUUAUUGAGCAAAGUCCAAACACUUCCAACACCAGACCCCGUGACUCCACCCACAGUACCUCCACCCUGAUGAUGAAGCCAAUAUGCAACAUCUUAGAUGAGGUCUCUGCCCACAAAGAUUUGCCAGUCAUUGUAGAAACUCAUCAGAGUCAACAAGAGUCAAUCUCAGAGGAGCAGACCCCUCAGCCCUCUGCUACGCCUGUUCACCACAGCAUCAACAUCUCUCACGCCUCCUCCUCUUCCUCCUCUCUUCUCCUCUCAAACUGUGUCUCUUUGGGAGUGACUACUGUGGCGGUGCACUUCUUCCCCUCAGCUGUUGUUGCCACCACCCAUUCCACCCCACCAGUACUUAGCCAAGAGGUGGGCUUCCAAAUGGCCACUGCCGUGUCAGAGCCAGAGCAGCAGAAUACACACAUCCUGCAUCCUGGACCCAGCUAACGGUCUGCUCAAUGCAUCUGUCCGAGUCAGACAGAUAAAGUUUCAAACAUCCUCUCUGUAUAAGAAGCCAUUUGUGAGGAGAACUGUCCGUGUUAUUGGACAGGUACUGAUUAUAUGUAGUCUAUCCAAGACUUAGCAAUAGGAUUCACUGUGCGCUAAAAUAAGAAACUGCAGUUCACUUUCUAAUUUCAAAGCUACUUUUUCUUAAAGACUUUUGACAUUGUGUGCCACCAUUCACUUAAUGGGCUUACAUUAGACAUUGUACUGUUCUGUCACACAAUCUCUGAUUUGUGUUUGCUUGUAUCUAAUUUUGAUUUUCUUAAAGUUAACUCUGGUGUGGUACGUUAAAAGGCAUUUGCACUGUCAGUGUUUUGUAAGCAGUGCUUUAGAAUACUACAACUAAAUGAAUUGCAAGACGCAGUUGAAUGUGAAUGCUGUGUAAAACUAGCAUAACUGUUACAUCAUCUGGAAACCAGAAUAACAAUACCCAGGGUCAUUUUAAAAAGGAAAAUACCUAAAAAUUUGCUGACUGAAGCUUCUUAAAACGUUUUUAUGCUACACUCCUCUAUGACCAUAAACUAAAUAUAUUUGAUGUGUAGACGAAACAAGGCCUUUGGGGACAAAUUUGCGGGCUUUAUGGAAUACUGAUCAGAAAUUGUAAUUUUUUCACCAUUUUCUGACAUGUUAUUAAACAACUUCAGAAAAUAAUCAACAGAAUAAUUGGUUAUGAAAAUAGUUUAGUUUAGCCCUAAUGUAAAUUGAUAUGGCUUAGCAUUCUAUUCACAUAAUCAAAGUAUGCGCAAGUGAUGAUAUGGGGAAAGCAAUGAUAAUAUAGUACAAUCUGUGUAGUGGAUACAAUAGACCAGAGGUUCUCAAGUUCCAAAGGUCAAACUAAACGGCAAGGCACACCGACCGUUACUCAUUAUGAAGUAUCACACACAUUAUUAUAGGCUGUAACAGGGGUGUUCAUUUUAUGAGACAUAUAAAAGUGCAUCGUGUUUCUCAAAAUUCCAUGGCACACUCACUCUGCCUCAUGGUGCACCAGUUUGAGAACCACUGCAAUAGACCCUAUAGUUGUGAUUCUGGAAAUUCUGGGAGUUUCCGUUAAUAUUCAGAAAAAGUUACCUCGGGUAAAGGUUUCUUGCAGUGCAACUGAAAUGAAACUGCAAGUGUGGAUGACACAGCAGAGGGUCCUAACAAGCCACGUAACUUGUUCUGAUAGCCUACAUGCAGGAUUAAAACUGUUAAACUAAGGUACAGCCAAGUGAACAGCAGUGCAAAUGCCCAAACAUGUUUUGGGCACCAAGGGUAAAUGUUUAUUUGCUGAAUUUGUUUACAUUUACAUUGUGUAUAGCGUGAUGAUGUUAAGACUUUUUAUUGGUUCUCUUGUUCUUUAUUGGUUACAAAAAUGCCUUUUGCAAUUUCCUUGCAAAAAAAAUCAUACAAACAGACUGUUAUUUCCACACUGAUAUAAUUAUACAAGCUACUGUAUGGCUGAAUUUUCCAAUAAAAAAUAAAUAUCUUUGUUUAUCCAUUCAGCUUCAUUUCUUCAUGCACCAAUGUGCUAAUGUCAACAUCUCUUCAUAAAACACUACCUGGACAAACAGGGAUGGACUGGGACUAAAAAAGACCCUGGACUUUCUUCCGACACACACACACACAAUUAUCAUAAAACUGUUUCAUAAUACCAUGCCAGUCAAGGUAUCACAUUUGACAAACAAAUAUUAUUGUUUUGCCACAUGGCCUCAUUCAUACAAGUAAAUCAACAGGGAUGUCAUAGACAAUUAUGGUGGGGGUCAUCAAUAAAAAGUGUGUCUGUUAAUAAUUUUAGGAGUAGGAGGAUAUAACAGGCAUUGCACAAACAACCUGAUCAGCUUGAUGCUUGAUGCACAGUAGAUCUCAAGAUUUGCACUAGGAUCUACAGAUAAAUGCUAUCCAUCAGCUUUUAUCUGGUGGUGCUUAAUUAAGGUUCUAUAUGUAAGUAAUGUAUUCUAAUAAAUCAUAAAAUGAAACAUCAUCAGAGAUUAAGAAAGUAUGUUACAUUGAAAUCCUUGCUUCUCUGACAACAGUGGUGAAGCUACUGUAUUCCCUUUUUUUGUAAUUAUUUUUUAUUGUAUGAAGUUAUUAGGGUCAGCACCUUACAAAUGAAGAUACCAUUCAAACUAAAUACUUGCAGAGGGGAAAUAACAGCAGUUUUUAAAUUACAUUUCUCUCUAAACACGUUCAAUAAAA
Molecule: messenger RNA, 5767 nt
Organism: Alosa sapidissima (American shad)
Lineage: Eukaryota; Metazoa; Chordata; Actinopteri; Clupeiformes; Clupeidae
Product: hemicentin-1
Exons: 23
Coding region: 320-3535 (1071 amino acids)
Biological process (GO): axon guidance; homophilic cell-cell adhesion; dendrite self-avoidance
Cellular component (GO): axon; plasma membrane
Molecular function (GO): cell-cell adhesion mediator activity
Source: RefSeq, a predicted model, not a curated record